GGGCUGAGAGGGGACUCGGCGGCGUCGGCGGCGGCGGGAGGAGCGCGAGGUCGGUGGGCAAGCGGCAGUGGGGUUCCCUCCGGCUCCGGGAGGCCGCGACGGAGGCCGGGGUGAGAGCCCGGGCCUGAGCAGUCGAACGGAGGUGGUCGUCAGCCUUGCUGGUGCCUCCGUUUUGUGAAGGAGAAGCAGCCGCCAGAGGGUGCGGGAUAUUAGAAAUGGCUACUCCCCAGUCAGUUUUCAUCUUUGCAAUAUGCAUUUUAAUGAUAACAGAAUUAAUUCUGGCCUCAAAAAGCUACUAUGAUAUCUUAGGUGUGCCAAAAUCAGCCUCAGAGCGCCAAAUAAAGAAAGCCUUUCACAAAUUGGCCAUGAAGUACCAUCCUGACAAAAAUAAGAGCCCUGAUGCUGAAGCAAAAUUCAGAGAGAUUGCAGAAGCAUAUGAAACACUCUCAGAUGCUAAUAGGCGAAAAGAGUAUGAUACACUUGGACACAGUGCUUUUACUAAUGGUAAAGGACAAAGAGGUAGUGGAAGUCCUUUUGAGCAAUCAUUUAACUUCAAUUUUGAUGACUUAUUUAAAGACUUUGGUUUUUUUGGUCAAAACCAAAACCCUCAGUCCAAGAAGCAUUUUGAAAAUCAUUUUCAGACACGCCAGGAUGGUUCCAGUAGACAAAGGCAUCCUUUCCAAGAGUUUUCUUUUGGAGGUGGACUGUUUGAUGACAUGUUCGAAGAUAUGGAGAAAAUGUUUUCUUUUAGUGGUUUUGACACCACCAAUAGGCACACGGUACAGACUGAAAAUAGAUUCCAUGGAUCUAGCAAGCACUGUAGGACUGUCACUCAACGAAGAGGAAAUAUGGUUACUACAUACACUGACUGUUCAGGACAGUAGUUCAUUCUUUUUCUGUUCUCAUUAAAUGCAACUAGUUGACUCUUCCUCAGUAUCUUUGAUGUAAAACAAUUUUCUGUGAACUAUUUUGACAAGUGCAUGAUUUCACUUUAAACAAUUUGAUAUAGCUGUUUAAUAUAAAUAAAUUGUUUUUGGCAAAUUCAGCAACAUUCAACUAGUAGACAAAAAGCUAGUUAUUAAUUUCCCUGAUUAGAAAAGGCUUUUUUAAAAAAAAUAUGUCUGCCUAGUCUUUUUUCUCUACCUGCUCUUGAGCUCAUUAAUGUGGCUAGUUUUAUUACCAAGAAAAGAUUGAGUUUGCCUAAUGCAUAUUUAAAGCUUAAACUUUAAAAGUUAUUGUAGAUUCAAAUUGUGUGAACUUGAGUGAUAUUUAUAGUGAAACCUUUGCUAAUUUAAAGUUGCAUGCUCUGUUGCAUUUGUGACUUGUGUUGCUAAAUGUACAUGGAACUGUAUAAUUGGUCAUUCAGCAAAGGAGAACAGUAUCUUGGUUAAUUGCCACUGAAAACUUCAGAAAGGUAUGGUUUGAUAUUUACCACAGAACUGGGCCUUUCUACAGUAGAAUUGGGGUAAAGAAAAUGAUUGUGUUGCUCAUAGUCAUUUAGGCUGAAAAAAAGUCGAAAACUUAUGAAAUAUUGCCAAGAGAUUGUUACAUGUUUGGUCCCUGGCUGAUGAUUUUGUAGUGUAGAAAUCAUAGCUACAUACACAUCUUUUCACAUUUCUUUCUUAGUUGUAGAUCUUAAUACGGAUUUAUGUGUAUUUUGUGUAUGUGUGUAGUUUCUCUUCUUUGCACUUAUCUUUAUCUAGAGAUUGACUAAUACCUCAUUCUGUUUGUAAAACCAGCCAGUAAUUUCUGUGCAACUUUAUUAUGUGCAAUAUUUUUAAAUCCUAAGAAAUGUGUGCUUUUGUUUUCAGGUAGACUUAUUUCUUUAGUUCUGCACUUUUCCACAUUAUACUCCAUAUGAGUAUUAAUCCUAUGGAUACAUAUUAAAACUAGUAUAAUGUCUCAUACAACAUUGUAUGUGAGUGAGAGAAAUAUAAAUAUUUACAACCUGAUAUUCUUUGUUGUCAUUUAAUUGUUAAAAGUUUUUUAUGCAAUUCUAGAGGCAUGGAAGGUGUAUAAGCCAUGGGGCAUAUGUUAAUCAUAAGCUAUAUUCUUGAAGUUACCUUUGACUGACCUGAAAAUCCUGAUAGGACCUUGUUUGAUUGCUGUUUGGUAAUUUUUAUUGCUUUCUUAUCAUUCUUCUCUCACAAAUUUUGGUAGCUGGAAGAUUUUGUUAAUUAUAAUUUUGGUGUAUUUACUUUCUAGGAGCAAGUGUUCUGUCACUAGUUCUUUCCCCUUUAAGCCUUGCUGGGAAAAAGCAGAAACUUUGCAUAAAGGUGUAUUUUAUGAUCAUCUUUAAUUUGAAAACUGUUAAGAAAAUGAAUGUAUUCUGUUAUACUUAUGUACCUCACUUUUGUUUGAUAAUAAAAUAGCCAUAUCUUGAAUUUUGGGCUAAGGAUUACCUGUAGCCUGUUAAACAGAAGAAAUUAAGCCCCCCCCCCCCCCGCAAAAAAACCCCCUUAUUUUCAAAUCAGGAUUAACUUUAAGGUUGCAUUACUUUGAUAUUGUUAGCAUGUGUCCCCUUUUUUUCCAGGGCCUGAUUAUCUUUCUUGUUAUCACUAUCCUGAACUUUUAUUUUGAUCCUCUCUAUUCCGACCUUCCUUUUGGCCAUUUGGCAUAAUUUUUGCAAGGAAAAAUGGACCCUGAAACAUACAAACUUAAGAUACAAACUUAAAGAUACUUAGAUAAUCUGUAGGUAUGUGUGUGUUUGAGUAGUUUGAUAUAAGCAAUUGAAAAUUAGAUCCAUAAUAAACAUAAGAGUUUCUCCAAUAACAGAUUUUGUCUGUUUUAUGAUUUGUACAGAUUGAAUGUACAAAGAUAGAAAAUGGAAAACUUCUAUAUGUGAAGAAAUGACCAAUAAAAUAGCUCGAUCUACACCCCCUACAGAAAUGACUACGUAUAAAGUCUAUCAAAGUGUUUUACUUCUGGAUGAAAUAGUAAUUUUCAUAUCAUGACUUCUAAGCUUGAACUAAAUUCUGUAAUUCUUCAAUAUUUCGGUGCUGGAUAUGUCUUGAAUUGGACGCUAUAAGCAUAUAGUAGGUAUGUGAUGAGAUUAGUUUUAUGAUAAUUCAGAUUGCCCAAGGUCAAGUAAGGAUUUGUACAUUUGUGGAGUAGUUAAUUUUUUGAAAUAGAUUUUCGUUGAGCAGUUAAAACAUACUAGGAAAAUGAAAUCAUUGCUAAACAGAGUAAAGAGGAGAUUGGUACCAACAAUAGGUCUCUAAAGCUUUCUUCAUGUUAAUCUUUCCACCUUCAGUUCCAGAUGGCAGUGAUAACAAAUAAAUCUGCCCUGAUCAGGUCGGCUAAAUUACAGUGCCUUGGGGGAUCUGGCAUAAGUAGUCAUGUCCACGUGGAAAGCAUUAUCAUAAGAGCAUUUUUUUUACUUAGAAGCAACUGUGAUGGCACCAGAAAGUUAUAAGGUAACCUUAUAGGUUACUGGAAUGCUUCUUGUAACCCUUACCCUAAAUCCCUGUAUGUAGGAUGUAACCUAGUAACAAUCCCAAAUCUAUACAUAUGUACAACAGAUAGAAGAACUGGUGAAGUGAUUAGGUGGGGCUAUCUUCUCUCUCUUUUGAUCCUUCUUUCUGUGAUUAUAAAGUGCUAAGCUCUGCUGGCCCUCUUCAGCGUGCAUAUCUCAGGAUAACCUGACCUAUGUGUUUCCUCAGUUCCAAUUGUUAUUGGCUCAAUAAAUCCUAUGCUUUA
Molecule: messenger RNA, 3699 nt
Organism: Cynocephalus volans (Philippine flying lemur)
Lineage: Eukaryota; Metazoa; Chordata; Mammalia; Dermoptera; Cynocephalidae
Gene: DNAJB9
Product: DnaJ heat shock protein family (Hsp40) member B9
Exons: 3
Coding region: 216-884 (222 amino acids)
Cellular component (GO): endoplasmic reticulum
Molecular function (GO): protein-folding chaperone binding; misfolded protein binding
Source: RefSeq, a predicted model, not a curated record